AUGUCUUUGGAGGCACUUCAUCAAUCCUCCCUCUACGACCACCCCCAGUUUCUCUCCCAGGACAUCACAGAGGCUCUUUCCUCCAACCCCGGACCCUCCCACGGCCCCCACAGGGCUGUGAGAAGCAUACCUAAAAUGAAAAGCUUCCCAGACGAGAUCAUCCUCCACAUUAUCUCCUUUCUGUCUCCUGAAUCCUCGAUCUGGGCAGUAGCACAAACUAGCCGACGUUUCUACGCCAUUUGCUCCCCAUUUCUCUAUCGCUAUAACGUGGUGCAUGGCAAUAACACCGCCUUCGCCUGGGCAGCUAAACAUGGAAAUAUGGUCACAUUCCAAAAGGCAUUAGACGCCGGUGCUCCUUUGCCUGCGAGUUCUGGUCCCGGUCCAACCAAAUAUGGCCCUGUUAUCAAUGCGUACGGCAAAACUAUCCGAGAACGAGUUUACCAGGAUUUCCCAACUCAUCCUGCCUCUCUUGCUGCCACGGGUGGCCACGAGGCGAUCGUGAGAUUCAUGUUUGAACGAGGAGUCAAUGUUGACGUUAGAGAUAGGGAAGGGUUCACGGUGUUGGCCCUCGCUGCCAUUCACGGCCAUACUUCGCUCGUUCGCUUCUUGCUCAGUCAGGGUGCUCACCAGAGCAUCUCCAGUCAUGGGAAUCACUACCCUAUAUGGCUGGCAGCGUUCCAUGGGCAUGAAGGUAUUGUCGCUCUCCUCGUCGCAAACGCUAAGGAACGUUGGGCAGAUGGCUUUAUCGAGCAGAUUCAAGAUGGGCUUUGGGCUGCCAUGAUUGGAGUAAACUGGUACUACGGGAGUCCCAACAUGCCGACCCUCAUCUUCCAAGUAGCUAUAGAUGGGAGGGCUGAUAUGGUUCGACUCCUUCUCCAGCUGGGAGCUGACGUCAACAGUGGUUCUUUACCUCCAGCAGCACGCAUCCGGAAACCUCUCAUGGCGGCAGUAAGACAAGGCCAUCACGAGGUUGCCGAGAUCCUGCUAAAGCGGACACCUGUUAUCCGCACAAGAGCGUUGGCACUAUGUAUGACACUCGGCAACCAUCAAAUGGCAGGAAUGCUACUCAACAACGACACAUUUCCUGAGUUCCACCAGGAGGACAUUCCCGAAGAUGGAGAAGAUGAAGAUGCAGAGGAUUGGGUACAACCAUUACUACUGGCUGUACUCGAAGAGGGCCUGGACAUGGUGAAAAUGAUGCUGGACAAGGGGGCGAAUGCUAACUUGAAGUGUUCAAACGUGCCCAGUUGGAGAUCUGCUGACCCCUACCGCUACGUGCUCUUCUGGGCCGUAGAGCUUGGGCAUGAGAGCUGGCGGGACUUCCAUAGAAAGGACAGCACGGAAUAUCUAGGAAAUCCCGCUAUGGUGAAGCUUCUCCUUGAGAAAGGUGCAGAUCCUAAUCAGGUCGACAUCUACGGUCAACCCCCGCUUAGUUAUGCUAUCAGAGCAGAAGACGAGAUCCUCGUGCAGUGUCUGUUGGAUCAUGGCGCAAAGUUCGAUCUGGCAGUUGAUUAG
Molecule: messenger RNA, 1515 nt
Organism: Penicillium cataractarum
Lineage: Eukaryota; Fungi; Ascomycota; Eurotiomycetes; Eurotiales; Aspergillaceae
Exons: 2
Coding region: 1-1515 (504 amino acids)
Molecular function (GO): protein binding
Source: RefSeq, a predicted model, not a curated record